AUGACGGCGGUCACCAACCAAGCCGCUGCGACCGCGACCGAGUCUGCUACUGGUACCAAUCUUGAUGCUGUAGAGGAAGAAGCAAAAGAAGAGAAAGCCAAGACGCAAGGCGAAAAGACGCGACAAUCUGCCAUGUCAUUUGCAGACGAUUUGAUCUGUCCCAUCAGUCUUGAGUUGCCUUGGGAACCCGUCAAGCAAGACGACAAAUUGGCCUUUCAAUGGGUAGAGAAAGCGCAUUUUGCAGGUAGUGUGAUUGCAACAGGAGCAAUGGGUCUCUAUUAUCUGGAAGGUACGGGUGUGGAGAAGUGUCUUGAUUUGGGCAUCAUGUAUCUCACCAUGGCAGCAGGCCAAGGUUCGGACUGGGCAGCAUAUGCUUUGGGGGUUACAUUUUCCAAUGGUAGCCAUGGAGUGGUUGUGAAUAAAUCAGUUGCCAUAUUGUGGCUCGAGAAGGCUCUUGGCGAAUGUACUCACCAGGAUCUGACAGAUGAUAUGAAGAAGGACGGUGAGAAGCUGCUCAAUGAGCUCAAAGCCAAUGAUAUCAGUUCCAUCAAUCCCUAG
Seminavis robusta is the source of this 558-nucleotide messenger RNA. NCBI's taxonomy places the organism in Eukaryota, Bacillariophyta, Bacillariophyceae, Naviculales, Naviculaceae. The record is from the annotation of a GenBank genome assembly.